Gamsiella multidivaricata is the source of this 2221-nucleotide messenger RNA. RefSeq lists its product as uncharacterized. The record is from RefSeq and is a predicted model, not a curated record. Lineage: Eukaryota; Fungi; Mortierellomycota; Mortierellomycetes; Mortierellales; Mortierellaceae. Bases 315 to 2156 code for a protein of 613 amino acids. The transcript has 2 exons.
UGGCGCGAUACAAUCUGUCCGUGAUGGUGCAUCGGCUGUUUCUACCUGAGCUGGAACUCGGAAAGUGCUGGACGGGAUUGAAAGGAUAUAUCCGGAUGUUUCGGUCACAAUUGGAGGAGGAUGCUCAGAGAUCCGGAGAGGAUAAGGGCAUCUUCUGGAGGAUGGUGAUGCAAAUGAUCUGUGUGGUAAAUACAAUAAAAUGGGGUUCGAGGGAUGUUGAAAAACGUGAACAGGAUGAUACGUGGAUGAAGGAACCAAUGCCUGACACGGAAUGGCGACCUGUGUAUUGUUUUUUUCUUUUUCUUUUAUAGAUCAUGGCCGUCUAUAUACGGUCGGGAGCGGACAUAUCAAACUAUCAGCCGGCGGAUCUCAUGAAGGAAGCAUGGGACAUGGAAGGAGAAUAUUCAAAUGCAAAAGGUCCCUGUCCUGCACGGAUACAGGAUGCUGCUGCUCAAUUUAUACGUAGUAUAGCGAGCCGUGCGGCCAAGGACGAUUGUCGACUAUAUGGACUUUACCAAAACACCCUUCAAUUAGUCCUGGAACAAGUCCGAUACUGUGUCCUCAAUUUGGAGGAUCCUCGGGAGAUCAACCUCGUCAGGGACUUGUCAGAAUUGCGUUCUAGCAAAGUUCAAAAGCUUUAUAGCGACCCCUCGAUAAGGAACUAUGGUUGGUCUACACUGGAGAACAUGGAUUCACACUGGUUCGAAAUAUCAGAGGCUGUUAGGCAAGAUGCAGAGGGGAAUUUGCAGGAGGAAGACGAGGAAGACGGCAAAGACGGGGAACAGGAAGAGCAGAAGAAAGAGCAGAAGGAAGAGACACAGUACCAGGACCAGGACCAGAAGCAGCCCCGACAGCAUGCAUCGACGACUUCCCCAUCCCCGAAGGUCCAAUCCCCUUCAUUUCUGACGCAAGAUCCUGUCAUUUUUAAGGCCCACGACUUUAAGGUCAAAUAUUGGGAUUCAUCUGAGGAGAGUGGCUCUGAGCAGGAGUUUAUACAGAAAGAGAGGGAAGAUUCGUCGCCAGUGAAAACCGUGAGGCGUGCAAGCAAGCCCUGUGCAGCUGAAGAGAAGGAUGAUACGAACUUGCAGAAGAACAAAGGAAAAGGCAGGAAAGAAGCGUCCUUACCUAUCGAAGGACAUCAAGGCCAGCUACUGCCAGUACAACCAUCAGCAUCAGCAACGCCGGCAACAGUUUCAUCAACAUCAACAACAACAGCAGCACCAUCUAUAUUAACUGCGAGUUUAUCUUCUUCGUCAAAGGAACCAUUCGCACCUAGUAAAGCACCUUCGAAGCCCGUCCCUGCGCGUCUUACCCCAGAUGCGGUACAGUCGAUGCCAAAAACAGCACCACCUUCAUCAGAUACGGCACCAACUACGUCAGCGGCAGCAGUAUCUUCUCCAGGCUCGGCACCUGCACCGCAGUCCCCGUCAGCGCCGCCGCCGAGAAUGGAAAAGAAGGAGGCUAUAAGUCUGCUGGAUCGCGUCUGUAGAGCGAUUGGGGUCGGCUCAGCGUCAGUAAAGCAGCAGAGCGACUCAGAGUUCGAAGAUGACGGUGACGACGUACCGCCCAUAGUUCUGAAGCCAAGACGAGUGUCUCUCCCUCCUGCGAACCCAGACCCAAAGAGUACUAUCAAAGAUGAUCAGAAGAAGGAGAACACUGAACGAGACGGCUCUGGAGAGAGCCAGAGCAUCCGCCGUGGCACGCAUGCUGUUGCGCAAUUUUCAACCUCAACUUCAGCCUUGGCCCCAGAUAUUACCUCGACUCCAGCCUCUUUAACGGCACCUAAACUCGCACAAAAGUCUACGAUACGCAAGGAGCGUAGAAAGAACCGAACAUGGACACGCGCAGAGGUAGAGCGGCUGAUGGAGCUCGUCCCGCGUUUUCAGCAUCGAUUAGAGUCAGGGGCAGCAGCGGCGGCGACAGGUCCCGGUCAAAAACAAAGAUCACGAAAAGUUCAGUGGGCCCGAUUGAAGCGAUUUGAUGAGCAAAAUGGCAACAUCUUACGGCACCGCGAUCAAGUCAUGUUGAAGGACAAGUAUCGAGAACAAACGGAUCACGGCCGCCAUCGAGCUCAGGUGAGCGAGAUAUUACGGACCAAGAGUACGAACGCUCCAAGGCACCAAUUUCCACAGCAAGAUAACCAACUAGUUCAAUAAUAGUGCACUGCAGGGGCUACAGUUCGAUGUAGCCAAACGCAUGUGCGAUGUAUCAUAGCCUAUUA